This is a messenger RNA of Peniophora sp. CBMAI 1063, 2310 nucleotides long. The record is from the annotation of a GenBank genome assembly. NCBI's taxonomy places the organism in Eukaryota, Fungi, Basidiomycota, Agaricomycetes, Russulales, Peniophoraceae.
AUGCAGUUCCUCGCACUCCUCUCUCUCGUUGCCGCCGCUGUGCAGCUCGCCCCCGCACACGCAGCGCCUUUGUCUCGUCGCACCGAGACUAUCAACAUCAAGCGCCAGUCCACCGAGGCUGAGGCAGAGUCUUCGGACCCCAACUUCUCCCAAGAGCUCUCGGACGGUAUCCAAGCCGGUCAGCUCGCCGCGCAGUACGGCCAACCUGCCGUAGUCAUCAUUGAACAGCCUGCUUCGUCCUCCACCGAGUCCGGUGAGGGCGAAGCUGAGGGCGAGGGCGAGACUGAGGGCGCCGAGCCUGCAGAAGGCGAGGAGCCCGCCACCGAGGGUGAGGGUGAAGGCUCUACGGAGUCUGAGCCCGCUGGCGAGACUGAGCCUGCAGCCGAGGGCGAAGGGGAAGGCGCUGAACCCGAGGGUGCUGAGCCCGAGGCAGAAGGCGAAGGCGAAGGCUCCACUCUAGCCUCGCUCGCCGCACAACAAGCCUCCGCUCAGGCUCUCGCCAACUCCAACGCAGCACUGGCCAACUCCCAACUCGCAGCCGCCAACUCUCAGCUCGCUGCCGCCGAGUCAUUUUACGGCGUAAACGUCGCAGCUGCCAAUGCCAACGCCUACUCCAACGCCGUCGCCGCCAACGCUUACUCCAACGCCGUGGCAGCCGAGUCCUUCGGCGUCCCAACAGUCCCCAUCUCAGCGUCCUACGUCCUCCCCUUCCUCAAGUCCAAGAAGCGCCAAAUCGAGUACUUCGCGCCCGCCACGCCUCUCUCCGUCCCCGCGCCCGCCUACUCUCUCGGCGACGAGGAAGUCGCGCCUCUGUUCCGCUCUGCCAAGUUCGCUCCCGUACAAGCGAACGUGCGGAUCACGGACGCGUUGAACGCCGGCAUCUCGCAGGGUCUUGCGAGAGCUGCUACGCGUUCGUCGGGGAGCGGCGAGGAGAAGAGGGCGUACGGGUAUGCGCCGGUUGUUGGUCCGUACGGGAACACGAUCGUGAAGACUGCCGCGCGCCCCGCGUACGGUGCUGCGGCUGCGUACGGCGCACCCGUCAAGGUCGUCCAGCCCGCUGCUGAGGAGGAAGCCGUUGAGGGCGAAGCCACCGAGGCCGAGGCUGGCGAGGAGGAGGUCGAGGCCGGCGCUGAGGAGGAGGUUGCCGAAGGCGCUGAGGGCGCUGAGGAGGAGGAAGCCGGUGCCGAGGAGGAGGCCGAGGGUGCCGAGACCGAAGCUGAGGGUGAGGGCGAGACCGAGGAGGCCGUCGAGACCGAAGGCGCCGCCGAGACCGAGGAGGCCGCCGCUGGCGAAGAAACCGAAGCCGCUGCUGAGGAAACUGAGGCUGCGGUCGAGGAGAAGCGCUCCGUCGCACCUCAUCUCGGUUUUGCUGCCAACAAGCUCGCCGCGACCACUCCCGCCGUCGCUGCGUCUGCACCUGCAUACGUCGCCCCGGCCGUCGCCAAGCCUGUUGCUCCCGUCGCCGCCGCUUCUCCAGUUGCGCCCGCCUACGUCGCGUCGGUCCCCGCCGCCGCACCCAUUGCGCCCGUCGCCGCUGCUCCCGUUGCACCUGCUUACGUUGCUUCCAACUCGUUCUACAAUGCACCCGUUGUUGCCGCUGCUGCUCCCGUCUCUCAGGCCGCUGCCGUGAACGCCGGCUACGUUAACGCCGUCUCCGCCGCUAACGCCUUCAACGCUGCUGCAGCAUACGGCAGCCCCGUCGUUCGCAAGGCUCGUGCUCUUAAGGCCAUGGAGCGCCGCUCGCCUGUCUACGGCGCGACCUCCUACGGCGCUGUUCCCGCCACCUACGGUGCUUCUCCCGCUGCUGCCGCCGCCGCUGCAUACGGCGCUGCACCUCAGCUCGUUCAGGUCCCUGCUCCCCUCGGCGAGUACAUUGCCUCUCCCUACAACGUCGUCGGUCUUCCGACUCCCGCUGCCGCUGUGACUGAGGGUGCUGCCGCAUCUGAGGAAGCUACCGGUGCCGAGGAGGAAGUCGCCGCCGAGGGUGAGGGCGCCGAGGGUGCCGCUGAGGAGUCUGAGGGUGCGGAGAACGUCGCGGAGGGCGAGGCUCUCGAAAGCGCGGGUGCCGCCGAGGAGACCGAGGGUGCUGCCGAGACCGAGGAGAGCGCUGUCGAGGGCGAGGCCGGUGCCGAGAAUGCCGAGGCCGCCUCCGAGGAGGAGGCUCUCGCUACCCUCGAGCGCCGCAUGACCGCCUACCGCGAGAUCGCCCGCGCCGCCGGCUCGCUCGGCAACACUCUCGACGCGAUGGUCAAGCGUCUCCAGGACGUGUCUGCGCUCCCCGUGGGCCGCGCGUUCGACAUGACCGCGUAG